GUGCUUUUUCUCUCUCUCUCGUGGCUGUGGGUUAGUUACGCCUUUCCUGAAUCUGAGGCAAGAGGGAGGGAAUUUUUUUUUGUUUUAAAGUGUGUGAUUGAACAAGGAGUGUGCCUGUGACUAGUCGGCGAGCAGCAACUGCUGUAGCAGUAGCUUUGAGUCGUUUUGUCUUCUGCAUCUUUUUUGGAGCUCGGCUCGUGGAGAAAUAGGGGGGGAGACUGUGUGUGCGCGCUUUAGACACUUGAGUCCUUUCAGAGAGAGAGAGAGAGAGAGGACCCGGGUAAACUAAAAGAUUGGAUUUUGAAAGGUGCAGUUCAGAAAUUCACCAUGUGGGAGAAGCUGGCGAGAGUUGACAGAAACGAGAACAGAGGGAAACUGUCGGCAACCCAGCAGUUUGGUCGUUGCAAUAUAGCUGAUGCUUAGGGGACAGGAAAGAUUUGUCAGAUCAGAGGAAAAACCAAAUAGCGGUCCGCUGAGCAGCUCUUGCAAAACUCCCCAGGAAUUUAUUUAUUUAUUUUUUAAAGAAUGGAUAUUAUGGUGAGGGGCAGGAUGUUGGGGCGCGAAGUGGGCAAUCCAAGGGUUGUCCCAGCCACUGCUCAGACCUUUUGAGUGAGUGGAACUCUUCCCCUCCUCCGAUUCUCUCCCUAUCCCCUUUGGUUGCUAGCCGCAAAUGGAGCGCCCGAACGGCCGACAAUGAAGUGACAGGCAGAAGCUGGAAUAAAACCAAGAGCUGCAAGGUUGGGGGUGGGGGGAGUGCUGCAAGUCUGGAAGAAACCCUCCUUCGCUUCGCUUCCCCCACCCCAAAAAUUACUGGAGAUAACUCCGCAGCAUCAGUGUGUGUGUGUGUGCAGAGAGAGGACAGAGUUGAACGCUUGCAGCUGGGAAUGAAGAGGAGGCGAAUUCGCCGUGAAAUGUGCGGACAGACGCGUUCGCCCAUCGCCCAAGGUCGCAGCCUGUUUGGAAAACCGUGCGCUGGAGCCCAGGGAUCCAGCACCGGCUGGUGAAACACCGACUGGAGGGCACUCCGUUCCUAAUCUUCGCAAACCCACAGCAACGCCUCCGCGCUCGAAAUUCCCAGGAAAUUGCCCCUUCUCCAGGUACAUGAUUUCACAAGCAACCACUACUACUUCCUCCUCUGCUUGGCCUCAAACAGCCACCAAAGAAAUCAAAACAUGAAAAUUCAGAUCACUUUGCUGGGUCUUAUUUAUUUCUCAGUCUGUGAAAGUUUGAAGACCGUAUCUAAGAGACAUUUGGUUGACGUCUGUAUUGACUGGUCUGUGGAUCUCAAGAAAUACAUGGUGCUGGUAGGUGAACCUGUGCGUAUAAAAUGUGCACUCUUCUAUGGAUAUAUCAGGACUAACUACAGCAUGGCGCAGAAUUCAGGGCUCAGCCUAAUGUGGUAUAAAAAUAACGGACAAGGAGAUUCCGAAGAGCCAAUUAUAUUCGCUGGGCGCAGAAUAAGCAAGGAAGAGGAUUCCAUUUGGUUCCAUUCAGCAGAGUUACAGGAUAACGGAUUCUAUACUUGUGUAUUAAGAAACUCAACGUAUUGUAUGAAGGUGACAAUGUCCUUGACAGUGGCGGAAAAUGACUCAGGACUUUGCUACAACAGUAUGAUUCGACAUUUAGAGAAAGCUGAAAUUACAAAAAGCAAAGAAAUCCACUGCCCAGAUAUUGAAGACUUCAUCACAGAAAACCAAGAUCUUGAUAUUGUUUGGUACAAGGAAUGUUUGCCUAAAUCAUGGAGAAGUACAAUUUUGCAGAAGAGAAACACCCUUGUAAUCCAGGAGGUUCAGGAGGAUGACUUGGGGAAUUACACCUGUGAAUUGAAAUACAAAAACAAGCUGGUGCGAAGAACAACUGAAUUAAAAAUUACAGCUGUACUCACUGACAAGCUCCCUCAGCUUCUACUCCCUCCUGAAAACCAACAAAAUACAGUCGAUGUCCAGCUGGGCCGUCCAACCAGUCUGGUCUGCAGGGCAUUCUUUGGGUACAGCUCGGUUAACCCAAUAAUAUACUGGAUGAAAGGUGAAAAAUACAUGGAGGAGCUGGAAGACAGUCAAGUUAGGGAGAGUGAUAUCAGAAUUCUAAAUGAACACCUCGGGGAGAAGGAAGUGGAAGUAUCACUGAUAUUUGAUUGGGUGAAAGAAACGGACCUGGGGAAUUAUACCUGUAUUGUAGAAAAUCGAAUUGGACGCACACAGACCAGCAUUCUUCUCCAGAGAAAAGACCUAAUGUACCGAGUCGAACUUGCAGGUGGCCUGGGAGCUAUCCUGCUUUUGAUCACUUGUCUAGUAACCAUAUACAAGUGCUACAACAUUGAAAUGAUGCUGUUUUACCGGAGCCAUUUUGGAAGUGAUGAAACGGAAGAUGAUAAUAAAGAGUAUGAUGCAUAUCUGUCAUAUACCAAAAUUGACCCUGCCUCACUCACCCAGGAAAACAGGGAAGAAGAGCAAUUUGCUUUGGAAAUAUUGCCAGAUGUCUUGGAGAAGCACUAUGGUUACAAACUAUUCAUUCCUGACAGGGAUCUAAUGCCAAGUGGAACCUACAUUGAAGAUUUGACAAGGUCUGUUGAUCAAAGUCGGAGACUGAUUAUCGUGUUGACACCAGACUACGUUAUAAGGCGUGGGUGGAGCAUUUUCCAGCUAGAAAACAGGCUGCAUAACAUGCUGGUAACUGGAGAGAUCAAAGUUAUAUUGAUUGAAUGCCCCGAUGUGGAAGGAAUAAUCAACUACCAUGAAAUUGAAGCCUUAAAAGAUACUAUAAAACUCCUAUCUGUCAUCAAGUGGUGUGGCCCAAAAUGUAACAAACUUAAUUCCAAGUUUUGGAAGAAGGUUCAGUAUGAGAUGCCCAUCAAGAAAAAGGAGCCGCUUGCUCGAGGCCAGGUUCUAGAUGCAGGUGAACAGGGUAUUUUCGGAGAACUGCAGACUGUCUCAACUGUUUCAAUGGCAGCAAACUCUGCCACAGUCACAUCUUCCCAGCCAGAUGUCCCGCCAAACUUCCACAAAGCGGAUCAUAUGCAAUUGAGGCACUACUGCCGAACUUAUGAAUAUGACAUUUCACCCGCGGCAGUGCCCAUUACCUCUAUAAGCAAUCAACACACUUACUGCAAUAUUCCAAUGACCCUCAUCAAUGGACAGGCACCACAGAUCAUUAUCACUAGAGACCCGUCCCUUCGGGACUGUCCAGUUAGCAAUGAGCGUCUGCCAAUGUCUUCACGAGAGAUUGGUAUCACGAGUGAUAUCUGGUAGGGACUUGGGCAAUUUCCCCACUUCCCAGUGCGUUUCGAUCCAAGCUGUGUAAACGCUUGCAAAAAAAUUAUGCGAAAGAACGCCAAUCUAAAACUAAACUCACAAGCCACAGAGAGUUCUGCUGUGUUGCAAUAUCCUAGAGCAUCUUUUAGACAUUGUACAUGUGAGCUUGUAUAUCUUAAGGAGACUGUCAGCCCUUGUUACAGAAUGGCUUUGACCUUCUUCUGCCCAAACUUGCCAAAUCCGAAUCAAAUAUUUGCUGUUUUGAGUAGGCUACUCUGUCUUUAGGAUUAGCAGAAUGGCUGCAUUUCUAUUAAGUGAAAUUUGGGACUCUCUCCUUGACCAGGCUGUGGGGUCAACUGUACAUUUUGAAAUUGAGAUUGAUACAUUUUUUUCAUUUGGCAUGGGUUACAGAAUCAAGAUGGAUAGAUGGAUACAGAUCAGCCAUGAUCGAACUGAAUGGUAGAACAGGCUUGAGGAGCUGAAUAGCCUCCUUCUGUGCCUAUCCUCCCCGUCAUUCAGUGUCUGCUGGACAUAUGUUGUUAGAAAAGUGAGCACAUUAGAUAUUCAUGUCUUCAAUUCCAUUUUGCAUUCGGCCAAGCAUGUGCUUCACAGAUGGUGAGAAAAUACUGAUUUCAAUGGGAAAGACCUCUCUCCUGAAGCAUGUGAGGACCUCAAUCAGCCAUGAACUCCAAACAGAAUCGAAGGAAAACCACAGAUAAGUCAUGACCCUGGAAUUUGUUGAGAUGAGGAACUGUUGAGAUGAGCAGUGGUUAAACAUAGUCCACAGGAUGCAGCUGUUUUGGGGGAUGGCAGCCUCUUAGAGCCAGGCUGAGAUCCCUUGCACAAGUACCAGAUGAUUUCCACCAAGUGUUCUAUGUCCUGCUUUCCCCAGGAUUGCUUUCAUUUACCAUGGAGUGAGAUUAACAGCCCAGUAAUCUCAGCACACAGCAGUUAACACACGACACUUUGAGAGGCAAGGAUCAACGUAGUUGGUGUUUUUUUUUAAAUUUAACUUCAUUAUUGCUUGUAAACAGUAGCAUGGUGCUUGUAUUCUUUUAUUUGGCAGUAUUUACCAUAAGAGAUAAACUCCCCAGCACUCCAUGACAUUGAAAGUACAAAUGAGGGAGGUCAGGUGUAAAAGAAUGUGUCUGCACAGGGAAUGUAACGCUGAUAGUUCACAUGUGUGGAAUAAAAUACAAUUGUAGUGGGCACAUCAACAAGCAACCUGUUAUGAAAUGUGUUCGCACUUACAAGAAAUCCAUAUGCACAGGAUCAAUCACUGUUUUAAAAAAUAAGCACAUUGAAUGCAAAGAAUCUUUUCCCCCGCACUGCAAAAAGCAUGUUUAUUUCAAGUCAGUGUUACAUUACAUUUAGGCCAGAUAGUUUGGACCUUUUCAACUUAUGAGUGUGUUACAUCAAGGAAAUGACUAGCUUAACCACUGAUGGGAAAUGAGUUAGUUUAUAAUUAAUGAGAGAUGGCUGCAUCUUGAUCUAUUUGUCUGUUCUCUUCGAGGAGGCUCUGUUUUCAAAUGGUGCAUGUUUCAAGCUUCUAACAAGGUCUUACAGCUGGGUUGCCACAGCAGGUUGAUGAAUUGGCUUGGCCGCCAACAAACAGUUAGACAGGGUUGCCCCUUUACUGGGCUGUGUAGUCAUAACACCUACUGCCGCAAUAACUCUCAGGCCUGCCUUGUGAAGUAACUUUUAGUUGUUUGAAUACUGCGUGAGAAAACAUUUUAACUCAUUCAUGGGAUGUGAGCAUGAUUGACGAGGUCAGCAUUUUGUUGCCCAUCCCUAAAUUCCCUUGGUAAGGUGGUGGUGAGCUGAAUGGCAAACCUCUUAUGUAAUGGUGUAGAGGAGCCGGUGUUGGACGGGGGUAGACAAAGUUAAAAAUCACACAACACCAGGUUAUA
This is a messenger RNA of Chiloscyllium plagiosum (whitespotted bambooshark), 5161 nucleotides long. The record is from RefSeq and is a predicted model, not a curated record. Lineage: Eukaryota; Metazoa; Chordata; Chondrichthyes; Orectolobiformes; Hemiscylliidae.